Lycium barbarum (goji berry) is the source of this 1224-nucleotide messenger RNA. RefSeq lists its product as uncharacterized. Lineage: Eukaryota; Viridiplantae; Streptophyta; Magnoliopsida; Solanales; Solanaceae. Bases 120 to 1085 code for a protein of 321 amino acids. The transcript has 2 exons. The record is from RefSeq and is a predicted model, not a curated record.
UGCUCUUAUAAAAAAAGGAGGCUGCUCGGUUUCGUUUAUUCAUCCAAAAAAAAAAAAAAAAAAAAAGAAGAAAGUUUGGUACUCCUCAUUAGAAAGAAAGAAAGAAUAUCACAAACAAGAUGGUUGCUGAAGUUGCAGUUCCAGUUCCAAUGUUGAUGCUGGCCGAGAAGGAAGGGAAUGAAGAAAAACGUGAGUUUUUUGACUUAAUAAAGGGUGUCACCUACACUAUGAGUUUCCCAGAACUUGUGGGAAAACGCUGUUUGGGUGUUGGAAUUUCAGGAUGGAUUUUCACAGCAGAUGGCAAAGGGAAUAUGAAUUUGUUCCAUCUCAAUUCUCGUUCUCUUAUAGAAUUGCCUCACAUGGACACACUCAAGGGUUUUGAUGCAGAUCAUGUACGCGGUUACUGCGAGUAUUAUGUUGAAAAAGCACUGCUCUCUUCGGAUCCUCAUACAACCGACGACUAUAUUUUGAUGAUUAUUCAAGGAGUACCUCGUUCAUUAGCUUACUGGAAACCUGGAAAGAAGGGGUUUAUUACACCAGGACUGCCCGAACGGGCCUAUUCUGAUGUAACAUGGCAUGAUGGCCAGUUUUAUGGAGUUGAUUAUGGGGGAAACGUUGUAAUCUUGGACUUUAGAGGAGGGUUAGAACCAACCAUUGGAAGGGUAGUUAAAGGAGUGCCUUCUGAGUUUAUUUGUGGAAUGCGGCUCUACAUUGUGCAUUCUUUAGGUGACCUAUUUGUGAUCACUCGAGAUGGAGUUUGUAACCACCCCGAAACAAAUUCAUAUGGUGUUGAAGAAUUUAUUGUUAGCAAGGUGGAUGUGGAUAAUGAGAGUUAUGAGGAGGUUGAUGAUUUGGAGAAGAGGGCACUCUUCCUCGGGUUUAGUGCCUCUUUGGUUGUCGAACAAUAUGGAUGCAAAGCGAACCAUAUAUAUUUUACUGAUGAUUGUUCUGAGGCCUACUAUUCUAGUGAAAAAGGAGGUGGCAAGGACAUGGGCAUAUACAACUUGUUUGAGGAUACCAUUGAGCCUCACUAUACCGGUGAAUCCUACCACAGAUUCAGUCCACCUGAGGAUGCUAAGGACUGAAGAUCAGCUAGGACUUGCAGAGAUCGAGCUGCUCAUGCUUACUGUCCACUUUUAUAUUUUGAUGUUUACCUUUUAAUGUUAGCAAUAAAUAUAUCAGUUUAGCAUAAAUAAGUUCGUAAGACAAUGUUUUCUUGCAUUU